Molecule: messenger RNA, 1756 nt
Organism: Hippopotamus amphibius kiboko
Lineage: Eukaryota; Metazoa; Chordata; Mammalia; Artiodactyla; Hippopotamidae
Gene: CHI3L1
Product: chitinase 3 like 1
Exons: 10
Coding region: 111-1262 (383 amino acids)
Biological process (GO): carbohydrate metabolic process; chitin catabolic process
Cellular component (GO): extracellular region
Molecular function (GO): chitin binding
Source: RefSeq, a predicted model, not a curated record
AAGGUAUAAGAGGAGGCUCGAGGCCAGAAGCAUCCUGUCUAGGUAGCUGGGUCCCAGGAGCCUGAGGGCACAGAAAGAGUCCACGUCGUGACCCCUCUGCUACAGCCAGGAUGGGUCUGAGGGUGGCUCAGACAGGUUUUGUGGUCCUGGUGCUGCUCCAGAUCUGUGCUGCAUACAAGCUGAUCUGCUACUACACCAGCUGGUCCCAGUACCGGGAGGGUGAUGGGAGCUGCUUCCCAGAUGCAAUCGACCCCUUCCUCUGUACCCACGUCAUCUACAGCUUUGCCAACAUAAGCAACAAUGAGAUCGACACCUGGGAGUGGGAUGACGUGACACUCUAUGACACACUGAACACACUCAAGAACAGGAAUCCCAACCUGAAGACCCUCCUGUCUGUUGGAGGAUGGAACUUUGGUUCUCAAAGAUUUUCCAAAAUAGCCUCCAACACCCGGAGUCGCAGGACUUUUAUCAAGUCGGUGCCACCAUUUCUGCGGACUCAUGGCUUUGAUGGACUGGACCUAGCCUGGCUGUACCCCGGGCAGAGAGAUAAGCAGCAUUUCAACACUCUGGUCAAGGAAAUGAAGGCUGAAUUUGCAAGGGAAGCCCAGGCAGGAACAGAGCAGCUCCUGCUCAGCGCAGCAGUGUCUGCGGGGAAAAUUGCCAUUGACAGAGGCUAUGACAUCGCCCAGAUAUCCCGACACCUGGACUUCAUCAACCUUUUGACCUAUGACUUUCAUGGACCCUGGGACCAGAAAACAGGACAUCACAGCCCCCUGUUCCGAGGCAAGGAAGAUGCAAAUUUUGACAGAUUCAGCAAUGCUGACUAUGCUGUGAGCUACGUGCUGAGGCUGGGGGCUCCGGCCAAUAAGCUGGUGAUGGGGAUCCCCACUUUUGGGAAGAGCUUCACUCUGGCGUCUUCCAAGACAGAUGUGGGAGCCCCGACCUCAGGGCCGGGAAUACCAGGCCGGUUCACCAAGGAGAAAGGGACCCUUGCCUACUAUGAGAUCUGUGAUUUCCUCCAUGGAGCCACCGUCCAUAGACUCCCUGGCCAGCAGGUCCCCUAUGCCACGAAGGGCAACCAGUGGGUGGGGUAUGAUGACCAGGAGAGUGUCAAAAACAAGGCGCAGUACCUGAGGAGCAGGCAGCUGGCUGGCGCCAUGGUGUGGGCCCUGGACUUGGAUGACUUCCAGGGCACCUUCUGCGGACAGAAUCUGCACUUCCCUCUCACCAAUGCCAUCAAGGAUGUGCUUGCUGGGGUGUAGCCUUCUGUCCUUGGGCACACGGUGGGGCAGAGAUGCCCCUCAACACCUGGCUCUGACUGGCCAGGAGCCUGAUUCCCUGCCCUGCUGGGGCCCCUGUGGAGCCUCAGUCUCCCUGCCAUGGGCCCAUGCAGAGGGCCCCAGUGCUGCCAUCUGAGCUCAGCUCUGGUGGACAGGCAGGUAGGGGUGGGGCCGCGGGACCAGCACAGCGUGAGACCUGCUGAUUAAUGAUAAUGCUCAACAGCUCCAAGCCCCACACGAGAUUUCUUCAAACUCCCUCCCCCCAGGCCUCCAUGCCUAAGGACACCCUUUCGGCAAGCUCUACCACCACGUAGCCAAAUAUCUUACAAUAAGCAGCAACCACACUAAUUAUAUCCUCUGCAAAGCCUGACUUGACACCUUUACCCGGGAACAAAAUCGUGUCCCCAUCCCACUUCCCUUUCCUGAUUCUGCAGCUGCUCAAUAAAGCACCGGGGCUCACCCGUUGUUGGUGCUUG